GUCAGUCUCCAACCAUACUAAAAUAUUUUAACAUGCAAAUUAAAAUAGGAAGAAAAUGCAUCACUGCAAGUGUUCGCCAAUCUGCAGCUUACACAGCAGCAAAUUGCGAAGAUGAAAAAUCUAUAGAAAUCCUACGCGAUUUCUGUAGAGAAGAAAUGGUGUCACCUAUUGAUAAUCGCAGCGACACCAUUCUUCAUUUUAUUGCCAUUCACGGUAACGUGCGAGCAUUUCGACUAAUUAUUGAUGAAAGGCCAGUGAGCAGUGAAGAUUUGAGAGUUAAAAACAAGAAUGGAGAUACACCUUUGCAUGAAGCUGCUAGGUUUGGACGAAAGAAAAUUGUGGAGAUGAUGUUAAGCUUGAAAAGAGAUCUUGUUUUGGAGAGAAAUAACUGGGGAGAGACACCCAUUUAUGUUGCAGCUGCGAGUGGAGAAAAAGAAGUGUUCAUUUUGUUAGCAGAGAACAAUCUUUGUAAUGAAUUUACUAUGACGAGGAACGAUGGAAGAACUGUUCUACAUGCUGCUGUAACUCAAGAGUGUUAUUACUUCGCAUUACAGUUGCUGGAAAUAUAUCCUGAAUUAGCCAGCAAAGCUGACGGAAAGGGUACGACUGCAUUAAAUAUAUUGGCUACAAAGCACUUAUCUUUUAGGAGUGGAUCCAUCUAUACAAUCGGACAAUUCGGCACUACGCCUUUCGUUCCUAUGCAGGGAUUUGAAACCUUUAUGUAUUUCUGCAUACCAGCAAUAUAUGGAGAGUCAAAACUUAGUUACAACUUGGAGGAUCCAGAGACUACUAAAAACGUUGUCUUUCAAAGAAAAAGGUCUUCAUUUGUUAACUCUCUGCUAGGUAAUGCAUGGUGAGGAGAAAUUGAUUAUGAAAAGCAAAAGCAUAUUCUUGCAUUAAUAUUAGCAAGAAGAUUGAUAAGGGAAGAAGAUUGGAGCUUCUAUGCCAAUUUUGUGCCAAAUCCACUAAUACAGGCAACAAAACAUGGUAUAAACGAGUUAGUCGUGGAAAUUAUACAAAAUUAUCCUCAAGCAGUAGAAACUGUCGAUGAAGAUGGAAAAAAUAUAUUGCAUAUUGCAGCAGAGCAGAAAAACAGGUUCCUAUUUGAUUACAUUUUGCAAAAGGUAUCUCACAAAGAUAGGCUACUUGCUGAUAUCGAUCAACACGGAAACACCAUAAUGCAUUUUGCAGCAAGUGUUGGAUCGCCAUUCAAAUUUUCUGCAGGGAAACCGAUUAAAACAAUAAGGGGUUACAAAACACUCGUACUCAUGGCAUGGGGUAUCCUCUGGUUUAAGCGCGUAAAAUAUUGUGUACAUCCACGUUUAUGGACGGUGGAAAACAAUGAAGACACGACUGCAACAGAGUUAUUCGAGAUAAAACAUUCAGAAGUAUGUAAAGAAGCAGAGAAAUCAAUCAGAGAAUUAGCAGGUUCAAUUCUUAUACUAGCUACUCUUCUCUGCACAGUCAACUUUGCUGCAGUUUUUACAGUCCCUGGAGGUUUUGAUCAAAAUAGUGGCAUACCUAUUCUCCUCAAGACACAACAUUCAGAUCUAUGGAUGUUGAUGGUUUUCUUAGGUGUAGCUCUUUAUGUUUCAGUAUUCACUGUGGGAACAUUGCUUUCCAUACUUCUAUCGAAGUUUGAUUCAGACGACUUUUAUAUUGCCUUGCCAGUGAAGUACUGCACUGUCAUUAUUUCUGUGUAUUACUCCGCAGCAUUCACAGUUCUGGCCGGCGUUCAAGCUCUUAAUGUUGAGAAUAUAUUCAUGGACAAAGAUGUCUGGUGGCUACUUUUUUGUAUGUUUGUUCUUGGAUUUGUAGGACCUUUAAUACUCCUAGACUUAAGUUAUUUCGCCUUUGAUUAUAUGUACCAUUUCAUUCGUUAUUCAGUUUCUUAUAAGAGGUUCAUACAUGUAUUCUGAAUUACUAUAUUUUACUAUGUUUUAUUAUGA
This is a messenger RNA of Nicotiana tabacum (common tobacco), 1949 nucleotides long. RefSeq lists its product as uncharacterized. Gene Ontology annotation, molecular function: protein binding. NCBI's taxonomy places the organism in Eukaryota, Viridiplantae, Streptophyta, Magnoliopsida, Solanales, Solanaceae. Gene Ontology annotation, cellular component: membrane. The record is from RefSeq and is a predicted model, not a curated record.